AAGCGACGGCGGAUACCCGCCGUGUGGCAGCUGCUUAAGGACAAUGUCUUGGCGCAUAGGAAGCGCAAAGUGCAGGACGAGGAUGAUAUUAUGAUAUGCCACUGUAAGCCCCCCUGGCGUGGGGGAGAUGGCUGCGGGCCAGACUGCAUUAACCGGAUGCUAUGCAUCGAGUGUGUGCCGGGGUUCUGCCCCUCGGAGGAGAAGUGCACCAACCAGAUGUUCUCAAAGCGGAUGUACGCCAACCUGGAAAUUCGGCGAGCCGGAGCUAAGGGAUUUGGGCUUUUUGCGCUGGAGGACAUUAAAGCGGGGCAAUUCAUCAUCGAGUACAUCGGUGAAGUGCUGGAGGAGGACGAAUACCAGCGGCGGAAGGAGUACUACAUGUCCGUGGGCCAGCGGCAUUACUACUUUAUGAACAUUGGGAACGGGGAGGUCAUCGACGCCUGCCGAAAGGGCAACAUCUCACGCUUCAUCAACCACUCCUGUGAGCCAAAUUGCGAGACACAGAAGUGGCUCGUGAGGGGUGAGCUCGCCAUUGGGCUGUUUGCCGUGCGCGACAUCCCGAAAGACACGGAGCUGACCUUUGACUACAACUUCGAGCGCUACGGGGAUAAGCCCAUGCGCUGCUACUGCGGAUCGACCAACUGCCGGAAAUUCAUCGGCGGCAUGCAGGUUGUGGCGCGGGCUAUAUGGGUUGUGACUUGCCGCCAGGACUUAAGAAAUUUUGCAUACUGCCCAGGCCAGGAUAGCGGAUUAAUUGGCACCAAAAGGUUCUUGGCACUUGCCUAA
This is a messenger RNA of Volvox carteri f. nagariensis, 786 nucleotides long. It is a transcript of the gene VSET2, whose product is annotated as histone H3 methyltransferase. Gene Ontology annotation, cellular component: chromatin; nucleus. The annotation marks the transcript as partial. Gene Ontology annotation, biological process: regulation of DNA-templated transcription. The record is from RefSeq and is a predicted model, not a curated record. The transcript has 5 exons. Lineage: Eukaryota; Viridiplantae; Chlorophyta; Chlorophyceae; Chlamydomonadales; Volvocaceae. Gene Ontology annotation, molecular function: protein binding; histone H3K36 methyltransferase activity.